Teleopsis dalmanni is the source of this 2330-nucleotide messenger RNA. RefSeq lists its product as uncharacterized. Gene Ontology annotation, biological process: potassium ion transmembrane transport; regulation of membrane potential. Lineage: Eukaryota; Metazoa; Arthropoda; Insecta; Diptera; Diopsidae. Gene Ontology annotation, molecular function: voltage-gated potassium channel activity. The transcript has 5 exons. The record is from RefSeq and is a predicted model, not a curated record. The coding region runs from base 1 to 2250 and encodes 749 amino acids.
AUGAUGGAAGAUACGCUACGCGAGUUUCCAGAGGAGCUGAGAGGCGAUGUAUCCAUGCAUUUACACCGUGAAAUUUUGCAGUUGCCAAUAUUUGAGGCAGCUUCGCAGGGUUGCUUGAAGCUCCUCUCACUGCAUAUCAAAACAAAUUUUUGCGCACCUGGCGAAUAUUUAAUACACAAAGGCGAUGCACUUAACUAUAUUUACUAUCUGUGCAACGGUUCCAUGGAAGUAAUCAAGGACGACAUGGUAGUAGCUAUACUGGGUAAAGGUGAUUUAGUCGGUUCAGACAUAAACGUACAUUUGGUGGGUACGUCAAGUGGGCAAAUGACUGCUACAACAAACAGCGCAGGACAGGAUGUGGUGGUUCGUAGCAGUAGUGAUAUUAAGGCAUUAACCUAUUGUGAUUUAAAAUGCGUUCAUAUGGGCGGAUUAGUAGAAGUACUGCGCUUGUAUCCAGAAUACCAGCAACAGUUCGCUAAUGAUAUACAACAUGAUUUGACUUACAAUUUACGUGAGGGUUACGAAAGUCAAGAUUCAGACAUUGGGCCAUCAUUUCCUUUACCAAGUAUCAGUGAAGACGAUGAAAAUCAACAAGAUGGUGAUGGUGGUAGAGACGACAAUGAUAAUGGUGUGGCAACAGCAACAACAGCUUCUCCGCAUCACAGCAUAACAACACCAUCACCACUAUUAGGACGUUCGCCAUUAUUAGGUAUGAAUAGUCCACGCAAAUUGAAAAUUAUUCAACGUGGUCGUUCCAAAAUUUCAUUGCGAGAACGUGUAGAACGACAACGCUCUUUGAAUGUCAAUUCAAGCAUAGAGACUGGUUCUUUAGAAGAAGACUUAAAUAUUUACGAAGGAGAGGAAGAACUGCGUGAUACAUUUAAAAGACACUCAAUGGAACGUUUAGAUUCACAAGUGUCCACACUGCACCAGGAUGUGGCACAACUUAGUAUGGAAGUACGUAAUGCAAUACAGGCGCUACAAGAAGUCACAUUUUCUACAAUGGCAUCACAAGCCAGUCUGAAAUUCCCACCGGCGCGCUCUAUACCCAAUAUUUGUGGCACCGCAGUAGUGAGCACACACUUUGUUGCUAGCAAUGCAGAUGAUACACAUUUACAACGUUGUUUAUCACAUCCGCCAGAUAUAUGGGGACGUGAAAUGCAUCUACCACUUGCAGCAAGAACUGAACAGGUAAAUGUAUGUAAUUCAAAGCCCGGCACACCGAUCGAUACAACCAAAGUAUCGCGGGGAUGUCAAACAGACUUUUUCAAAAUUGAUAUCGCCACUUUUGAACGAUUUGUAUUGGCAAAUCCACGUUUGGUAUUAGGUUUAUUGGGUAUAGAGCCGACAAUAAAGACUGAAAUGGAUAUGCUACAGCAACAACAAACUUUACAAGUAUCGCCCUUAAAUACAAUCGAAGAAGUCAUUUCUCCAUGUGAUGUACCAGUAAGUAAUUGCAAAGAACGUCGUUCAUCAGAUAGUAACAACAAAACCUUCCCACCAUUGGAUGAUGAAAACUCUAAUUGCUUUCGUUGGACUAUGAAACAUUCUGGUAGCAACAGUAGUUGCUGUCGUUCCACAGAUGAGCUAUUGCCUAAUGAACAUACUACAAAAGCAUUAUCGAAGCAUUCAGUUACAACGAAUCGUUACAAUGAGGAAUUACAAUUAGAGGAAAAGCCCACAGCAAAGGUGCACAUCAUCAAUGAAGAUGAUAAACAUCACAGAACAUCACAACGUAACUCUUUAGUCUGCAGUCAACAUAACAGCAACUCCAGUUUAUCAAGUAAUAGUUCGACACAUUCCAACUUUUCACAACCCAACAAUUCAACGGGCACAAUAGUUCCAACAUCCACUUCAGCUCCAAUUGCAUAUAAUUGCACUUUAACGCGUCGUACUUCUUGGAAAAUGCAUCAUUCACGCAGCGCAGAAUACAAACGACUACCGGAACCUGCGGAAUGCAAUCCACCUACUAAAAGUGUACCGAAUUGUUAUAAGAAAAAAUCCGAUGAACACCUCGAAUUGCUUACGAGCCGACGUAUAUCAGUCACAAAUUUCAGUUCAAACGAUUCUACAAAUCCUACGCAUGUCGUCAACAUACGCAACAACCGUACGCAUUUGGGUGUGAAUGGAACUGGUAAUUCGAAUGGACAAGGCAAUUAUCGCUUUUCCGCAGGUGAUGCAGAUAAAUUAGAAAAAGGACUUAGAGGUUUACAGUCCACGCGUUCACUACGCGAUACUAGCGUCAACUAAAUAACUAAACGAAUUUACCCGCUGUUUCUGUUUGUGCUGAGCUUUGUAAAAACUUAUCGAAUUAUUGACGAAAACAGAAC